AUGCACGUAAGAAUCGAAACUGAUACUGGUUUUGUUGGUGAAGACACAACAAAUUUCUUGGAUACUGUGGAAGUGUUUGAUUUGAAUGGAUACGCAAUUCCAAUUUCUGAUUUGUGGAAAGAUAGGAAAGCUGUUGUUGCAUUUGCACGGCACUUUGGAUGUGUACUUUGCCGAAAACGGGCUGAUUAUCUCGCAGCGAAGAAGGAUAUAAUGGAUGCAUCUGGGGUGGCACUUGUUUUAAUUGGGCCUGGCAGUGUUGAACAGGCAAAAACAUUCUCUGAGCAAACUAAAUUCAAAGGAGAAGUUUAUGCAGAUCCUAACCACUCAUCAUACAAGGCAUUACAAUUUAUUUCUGGGGUUUCAACCACAUUUACCCCAAAAGCAGCUCUUAAGAUAAUACAGUCAUAUAUGGAAGGGUAUCGACAAGACUGGAAACUUUCAUUUGAAAGGGACACUGUAGCUAAAGGCGGCUGGCAGCAAGGUGGAAUUAUAGUGGCUGGUCCUGGUAAAACUAAUAUCUCGUACAUCCACAAGAGGUUUGGGUAA
Molecule: messenger RNA, 546 nt
Organism: Dovyalis caffra
Lineage: Eukaryota; Viridiplantae; Streptophyta; Magnoliopsida; Malpighiales; Salicaceae
Source: the annotation of a GenBank genome assembly